AUGAUCGCUAUGGCUGAGGGUGAGACCUAUACAGUGUAUGAUUCAGAUACACACCAACCAUUGACUGUCACUGUAAAUGCAGAAGAUGCACAUAAUAGCAUUCAGUAUAUUACCUCUGAUGGAACAACAGUUACUGGGCUUGCUCAGGCACAAGCAGCAGAAAUUGUUCAUGUAAGUGAAUCUCAGAAUACAGUCUACACAACCCUUUCCAAUUCCACAUUUGUGACUACACCCGCCUCUUCACAGACAUCCACAAUCAACGCCAAUGCAGUGCCUUUAGUAGUGCAGUCAAGCAAUGGUGUCCAGGUACAAAAUGUCCAAGUGCAACCAGCACUUGUGCAACAGCAACAACAAAGUGCCAAUGUUAUCCAAACACAAUCAGUGGUCCAGAACAAUGUUUCAAAUGUGGCUGGAUCAGCUAUACCCCAAAUGCUUUUUCUCAAUCAGGUGAACAUUAAUGGACAAACCUCAUUUGUGUUAGUUGAUGCCAACAACAAACCUGUUCAGUUGCCUCAAGGUAUUCAAGUGAUUAAUCUUCCCCCACAACAAGUUGGAGGUCAGCAGCUUCCUAUGGUAAAUCCUGGAGAGACUGGAGAAGAACCUUUGUAUGUAAAUGCCAAACAGUAUCAUCGAAUCUUGAAACGACGUCAAGCUCGAGCCAAAUUAGAGGCUCUUGGAAAAAUUCCUAAAGAAAGACGAAAAUAUUUAUAUGAAUCUCGGCAUCGACAUGCCAUCAACAGGCAACGUGGUCAAGGUGGUGUGUUUAUAAGUGGGCCCCGCAAAGAUCACCCAGGUGUACACCAUUCUCUUAGCCCUGCCAACGGUAGUACUCAUAUCCAAGCAACAGAAACCAAAUACAGAGAAAUAGUAGCUGCCACACGUCCCCCAAGCUCCGGACACCCUAGAGACUUGCUAAGUUCACUUGGCACGUAA
Acanthosepion pharaonis is the source of this 933-nucleotide messenger RNA. The record is from the annotation of a GenBank genome assembly. Lineage: Eukaryota; Metazoa; Mollusca; Cephalopoda; Sepiida; Sepiidae.